Thamnophis sirtalis is the source of this 1141-nucleotide messenger RNA. NCBI's taxonomy places the organism in Eukaryota, Metazoa, Chordata, Lepidosauria, Squamata, Natricidae. The record is from RefSeq and is a predicted model, not a curated record.
UAGGUUGUCCAAGGCCAAGAUUUCAAGCCUGGUGUUGUAGGGUAUUCUGUUGCCAGCAGAGGAGUGUAGUACUCUUGUGAAAUAUCUCUGGACUCGCUCAAUUGUAUUUAAUGUCCAAUAUACAGUGCGAAUUCCAGGUACCAUACAUGAGCUGUAUUUGAGAAUUGGUCUAGAAAAGGUUUUGUAUGCCCUAGUUAGUAAUACAAUGUUGCCAGAGAAGAAGCUUUACAAAUUAGGUUAACAACUCUUAAUGCCUUUUUGGCAAUGCUGUUACAGUGGGCUCUAGCAUUUAAAUUGUUUGAUAGUUCUGGGAACUCUGGGUUGAGAAGGAUUGGGGAUCGGAGCAAAGCCUUAGCACUAAGAUGGUAUUUGAUGGUUAUAGAGGAAUUCUCUUGGAUGAUAAAGGAAUCGCUAAUUGUUUUAAUUUUUUAAAAGAAUCAAUACAUAUGCAAUGUUUGGAACAUGGAGUCCCAAAAUUUGAGGAAACAAGAAAUUUAUCUUGGAGGAUAACCAGAAAACAACUUUCAUCUGAUUUUUCCAUCUCUUUUUAAAAACGUAACCUUUAAUGGAUCAGAUUUCCAAGAGAAAUGGGGAGAUGAACUUCAACGUUUGUCAAAACAGGAUGAAACUGAAAGAGGUAGACCGUACUGCCAUGCAGGCAUGGAGCCCUUCUCAACAUCAUCCCAUUUACUUGGCCACAGGUACCUCUGCUCAGCAGCUGGAUGCCACUUUCAGUACCAAUGCUUCCCUAGAAAUAUUUGAACUUGAUUUGACAGACCCAGCACUGGAUAUGAAGUCCUGUGCCACUUUCUCCUCCCCUCAUAGGUAUCACAAAUUGAUCUGGAGUCCUCACAAAACAUCAUCCGAUGAGACUCUUUCUGGAGUUCUUAUUGCUGGUGGUGAAAAUGGGAAUAUAAUUUUGUAUGAUCCGGCUAAAAUAUUAGCUGGUGAAACCGAAGUCGUGAUUGCUCAGAAGGACAAACAUACGGGACCUGUAAGAGCUCUGGAUGUUAAUCUAUUCCAGGUUGGAGACGGAGACGUUGGCUACCAGAAUCCUUCCAGGCCAACAGAACUUUGGAGAAAAGAAAUUGUCGGGGCGUUCAUCCUUUUUGGAUAUUGCCGCUCUGGCAACCGGAUCUAG